AAUGGAAACGUUCGGUUCAGUCAGCUGUUGUGGGGCCGGUAGUAGGGGCCGCGGGCGAGGGAGCCUGCGCCGUCUGUGACGUCACGCACGUAAUUAUCUCAUUGAGCCGAGCGCGCCCGAGCGCGCCCGACGCCGCCCGAAGCCGAUCAAAGCCAACCAGUGCUCCAUGUUUUCUAGUACGCGGCCGACACACGCCACGCUCGAACGUUCCGUCGUAUAUUUAUAAUCACCAAACAGUGCAGUCUGUGCCUGAUAGAUGCCCGUCGCGAGUGCCGUUACGCUAACAGUGAAGUGUAUACGAUUUCAUUUCGUCUUCGUUUGUGCGAGUGAUUUAGUGACGUGAGCAUUCCUUCGAGCCCGCAGCCGGCCAUCGGUCGAUGAGCGCUCCCGCUGACGCCAAGGAGCACAUUGAUCGAGCUCGAUCCAGCAGCCCAAUGGCGAGUGGAUGACGAUCUCGGCCCGCUCCCCGGACAAGGAGCCGCCGCCGCCCAAGCAGAUCAACCUCGCCGAGCCGCUCGUCGAGUCCGUGCGCGUCUACCUCGCCAAUGAGCUGCCCGAUAAGCAGCUAGCGCCGCCCGUGGAUCCGCCGCCGCCCAGCGAUGUUGACGUCGACAUAGCGCAACACACCGCCCACGAAGAAAUCAAAGGCAUCAACUUUGAGCGCCUGAAGCGGAAUGACCUGAACAACAACGCCUCUCGAACCGAGGGCGAGCGGCCGAGUGCGAACCCCGAGAUGCCCAACCAGGCGGAGUUGAUGCAGCGCCAGCCGCUGCUGGCGCGCGCCGCUAAGACGGACGCGCCAGCGCCCGGCACCGACGAGUCCGACCCCGACCAGGAGCACUCCCCGGCCCGCGGUGACUUCAUCGUGGAGAUCCCGCCAGGCGCGCGCGAGGAGCGCUACCCUAAAGAGAUAUGGAAAACGAUAAUUUCCUUUUUCUUCUUGUUUUUAUGCGUGUGCGUCAACAUGAUGUCGCUGUCGCUGGUACACGAGAGGGUACCGGACCGCAACACGACGCCGCCGCUGCCGGACAUCUGGCUCGACAACGUGGCGGCCCGGGACUGGUGCCUCGCCGUCUCCGAGUACCUCAUCAUGCUGUCGACGACGGUCGCCAUGCUGGUGGUGGUGUUUCACAAGCACCGCUUCAUCGUCGCGCGGCGGUGUUUCUUCAUCAUCGGGCUGCUGUACCUUUACCGCUCGGUAACCAUGUUCGUGACGGUGCUGCCGAUGUCGAGCACAACGUAUUUCUGCAGCCCGAAGAGCAACAGCACGACGCCACUGAUGGUGGUGAAGCGCAUGUUCUACCUCAUCUCUGGGUUCGGGCUGUCCAUCAACGGCAAGCACACAUUCUGCGGGGACUUCAUCUACUCGGGGCACACGAUGGUGCUGGUGCUGUCGUAUUUGAUCGUGGCAGAGUACUCACCGCGGAAGCUAUGGCCCGUGCACUGGGGCCUGUGGGGUGCGGCGGUGCUGGGCGUGGUGUUCGUGCUGCUGGCGCACGGCCACUACACCGUGGACGUGAUAAUCGCGUACUAUGUGACAACACGGCUGUUCUGGACGUUCCACUCGCUGCUGGUGACGCCGCAUCGGCACGGGCCGGGCCAAUACAUGAUUCAGCGCGAGUGGUGGUACUGGCUGUUCACAUACCUAGAGCGCAACGUGCGCGGGCCGGUGCCGCGGCGCUACGACUGGCCGCUGCCGUGGCCGCGCAGUAAGCUGUUCAGCCGGCUCAGCUAGUGACGGGAGGGCGCACCGCCGCCCGAGCGCGUGUGACGCACCUUCUGCGAGUGCCGGCGUAACACCUGCAGCUCCUUGGGGCUGGUGCGCGUGCACACGGCCAGCGUCAGCGUGUAGUCGAACUGGUGCACGAUCAGGUUCAGGUACACUGUCUCCUCCCAGUCGAUCUCCGGGUCGCCGAUGGGUAGCUUCUUCGAGUCCUUGCGGAACACCUCCACGUCCGUCUGCAACAAACAGGCCGUGACAGACGGGGUCGGACAAAUGUCCUAUGUGAUAACCGAUAAGUGAGUUUUCCUAAAUGUUUAGUGCAAACUGUUCUAUAAACUCGAAUGCUUUUAUUGUUGAAUAGAAUAAGAUUUUUAUUUACCGAGGACUAUUAUCGUUCGGACGAUCAAUUAUGAACAGCCAUCUGUUGAUAAAUACAUAUAAAUCUUUUUGUUAUAUUUAAAUUAUAACUUUUAUAAGUGGUUAUGGAGCGCCAAGUGUGGGAAGGACGCGAUAUUUAGUAACCAAUUGUACUGUGAUUUGGAAUGUUUCCGAGGAUGCAUGAGCGGCUUGCACCGCUAAGUACAUACAUAGCAUAAUGAGAAGCCUAUUAUAAGAAAUACUAUUUUUAUAUUGUAUAAAAUAGAAUACAUACUGUUGUUUAAAGCUACUUUUUGUAUUUCCAAAGAAUCUAAUAGAAUUUUGUAACUUCAUCCAAAUGGUGCUAUACUAGAAAUAUAUCAGCGAGACAUCGCUGCCGAAAGUCACAAACUAGUAUACUAUCUACAAAACGCAUUUUUAGAGCAAAAUAGCAUAUACAAUAAUAACAAAUUGAUAAGCAAUAGCCAGGACAAACUAUCUAUUCCGAUCAGAAUCCACACGUCUGUAGAAAUAAUGGCACGAGUAUUUCAAAAAAAUAUAAAGAACCUUUAAACGCAACCCAAAGAAGUACAUAUGAUCGCAAUCUGAUUAAUUUAAUCGUCAAUAUUUCAUUGUUGUAAUGAAAUCCUGCGCCGUAAACAAAUCAUGGUUUCACAAUCCAGCACAUAUUUGUGCUGUACCUACCAGCGAUAGCGGCCGAUAAAACAAAACCAGACUCUGGAAUGACCGACGACGAAUUUUAAAGGCUAUUUAUUUGCAUAUAAUUUUUUCAUCACACUUGCUCGUAAAAUAGUAUAUUAUUGAUAUGCUAGAAAGUAACCAAUAUAGGUAGAUGGACAAGUUAGUUUGAAUUCUUUCGGCCGAGUCAUUACAAAGUGCUUUUUCACAACUACUGAGGAAAUUUAUUUAUAUAUUUUAUAUUUAGUAUAAUUAUUAUCAUUUUUCGAGAGACGACAAUUUCAUAUUCUAACCUAUUUUAACUUAAAAUUGGCUACAGAAUUUAGCUAAAUGGAUAGAAAAUGAGCCUUCCAUUAUAAAAAAGUGGAAUUUAAAAAGACAUAUUGAGAUUAGAAAAAAAACAGUUGUCUAAAAAAUAGUACAUUACGAUACAAGUGCGAAAAAUAGGAAAUUCGAAACGAGUGGCGAUAAAUUAAAACACGACCGAAGGGAGUGUUUUAAAUCGACACGAGUUGCGAAUUACCUAUUCGCACAUGUAUCGUACAACGUUUUACAGUACAUAUGGCCCUUUAAAUGUUCGACACAGUAACGUAAUAUGCUACUUCUCGCACUAGUGCUAUAAAGUAGCCCCAUAUGUACUGUAAAAAAUAUUUUUUUACUUUCAAAAAGAAAAUUGUAUGACAACUAUAAACAUAAACGCAAUAUUUCAGGGUCAAAGUAACAAUUUUCGUGAUCUUCCAUACAUUAAGGACAGACUAAUGUAAUGUGACGUCACUUUACAAUAUCAUUUUGUUAGAGCCGUUCCAAUCGUCGAGUGCGAGCGUCAGACUUUAACUCUCAUUUCAGACCUUUGUGUUGCUUAAACGCCAUGAGUCCUAUAUAGACAUUUGAUCCUCAGGAAAAUCAAGAUCGAUUGACAUUAUUUACAAAAAACUGUCAAGUAGCCAAUUCAAAACUACCAAUCUUGCCGUCGCUUUAAUUUUCGUAUGUUUCACUUGAAUUAUUCGUUUUAACAACAUAACUAAUAUAAUUAAUUCUAUCGUCUCAAAAAAUUACGUAGACAUCAUAUUAAUCCCCCGCCUCUUUGUAUUUUUUUUAUUGAAAUAAAUAACUGAUGGCAUUUAAUUUUAACGCUUAAAAGAGCUUUACGCGACGAGAUCUAUAAACAACCUGUAUUAUUCUUAAAAGAAUUCAGAGCACUAGUACAUUAAUUUUUUAAUUUGGUGCGUUGGGUGUCAACCAACCAGCGAGUGGAAAGUAAAAGUGUAUAGAACCUAAUAAUUGCGUGUCCGCUGUUGUAAGAUCGAAAGAUACAAGAAGUACGCUACUCGUAUAAUAAAGCUUCGGUGGACUUAAUCUUAGAAAAUCGGAAAGAGUAGCACUAGAACAUUGUUAGACUAUUGGUUCAGGUCUACAACAAGCCGUACUUUCUAGUCAAGAUUUAGACUAUCUAUGAUAAAUGGGCUAUUCCAUAGGGAACUCUCGUGGAUAAAAUGCAACUUUCUCAUCAGUUUUUGAAGUAUCAAGAUAGCCUUUACCAGCUGGUGUGGUGAAAAAUUAUUUUAUCUCGAAUAGAAACGUAAACUGACAGCUGCGUAUGUGUAUUUCGUGAGAUUAGAUUGUUAUCGUUUACUACCUUUUAAGUAUAUGAAUAAAUUAUUUUCCUUUACGCGAUUUCAUGUCUUUUCAAUUACUUUUUUAACAUAAUUACGUCAGAAUCAAAAAUACAUUUUGUAAACUGCUCUGUUCACCAACUUUUCCUAAUUCUGGAUAUCGGUGUGAAUAUUUAUGAUUUCACAAGUUCAUUGUCACUAAUUUAGUUAAAAGCAGUUCAACAUUUUUAUAAUAUUUCUAUUUUCUACGCUAUUCUUUACCGUGGUCACAUGGCAUACACAACUCUUUGCCUUAAUAUCUACCGCCUCUGCUACGUUAAAAAAAAGAGGGAUAACUUUUAUAUGUGUGUAAAAAUGUCAGUAUGUAUGUAUAAAUACAUUAUGUAUAAACACACAAUUUACCUACUUGCAAGUGUGAUGAACUGAUGAAAACAUUGUACAUAGCUCGUGUCAUGAAAUAUUUUAUUUUAUUAGACUAGUUUGUAAUAAUACUCUCACCCUCGACGUUGCACGAUGUACUAAUUUCAACGUACCUAAAGAAAUCAAUAUUGUUGUAUAUUUUGGUUUUUAAUAUUAACUACAUACAAGUCGA
Messenger RNA from Cydia pomonella (codling moth), 4984 nucleotides. RefSeq names its product phosphatidylcholine:ceramide cholinephosphotransferase 2-like. Gene Ontology annotation, cellular component: endoplasmic reticulum membrane; Golgi membrane. Gene Ontology annotation, molecular function: sphingomyelin synthase activity; ceramide cholinephosphotransferase activity. Gene Ontology annotation, biological process: ceramide biosynthetic process; sphingomyelin biosynthetic process. The record is from RefSeq and is a predicted model, not a curated record. The transcript has 2 exons. The coding region runs from base 446 to 1735 and encodes 429 amino acids. Lineage: Eukaryota; Metazoa; Arthropoda; Insecta; Lepidoptera; Tortricidae.